AUGACAGAUCGAGUAUACCCCGCCGCCAAACCCACCCCCACCACCAACGGAAACGGCGUAACCACCGCCAACCCAUCUUUCCCAGCCACUAAGGCCCAACUCUACGGUGCCUCUCGUCCAACCUACCGUCCUCAACCCCACCACCGCCGCACCCGCCGCCGUUGCUGCUGCACUUUCUUCUUCUACCUCCUCCUCAUCAUCCUCAUCCUCCUCCUCCUCAUCGGCCUCACCGGCACCGCUUUCUAUCUCAUCUACCGCCCCCACCGUCCCACCUUCACCGUCACUUCCCUCAAACUCUCCUACCUCAACCUCACUUCUUCCUCAUCUCUCAACUCAAAGUUCAACGUCAACAUCACCGCCAAAAACCCCAACAAAAACAUCAUCUUCGUUUACCAACCCACUUCCAUCUCAAUUCUCUCCAACGAAAUCGAUGUCGGCCACGUAACACUCCCCUCUUUCAAACACGGCAAGAAGAACACCACUUUACUAAAAGCUUCCAUUUUGAACAAAGGAGAACCACUAGAGAGCGACGCAGCAUCAGAAUUAAAGAAGAACAUGAAGAGCAAAAACGGGUUACCGUUGAAAGUGAAACUAGACACGAAAGUGAAGGCUAAAUUGGGAAAGUUGAAAACUCCCAACGUCAGAAUUAGAGUCUCUUGCGAUGGAAUCAGAGUCCAUCUUCCCGCCGGUAAGAAACCGGUGCCGGUAACGGCGUCAACUUCAAAAGUUAAAUGUGAAGUUGAUGUCAGAUUUAAGAUCUGGAAAUGGACAGUUUAA
Messenger RNA from Vicia faba (fava bean), 777 nucleotides. Lineage: Eukaryota; Viridiplantae; Streptophyta; Magnoliopsida; Fabales; Fabaceae. The record is from the annotation of a GenBank genome assembly.